AUGGCUCCUAUUGCGUUCGCUUGUCGGGCGCAUGUUGUGAAUAAAAGUCACCAAAUAUUCAAUGCAAAACUAGUUAUUUGGAGGCAUCGCUAUCUCAGCACAACGAAUCACCCAACACAGCUAGGUACCGCGUUCACUGAGUUACGUAUUGGCGUUCCCAAAGAAUCAUUCACUAACGAAAGACGAGUUGCAGUUACGCCACAAGAGUCAGGUGAAGGAGCUGGUGGUUAUGCUAAAGAAAUGUCUCAAAAAUACCUGGAAGCAGAAAUGGAGUUAUUUGCAAAACAGGCGAAAGAAGUAGACAUUAUAAUCACCAGCGCUUUAAUUCCAGGGAAACCGGCACCCAAACUGAUUACAAAGGCUAUGGUGGAAUCAAUGCGUCCAGGAUCAGUUAUUGUUGACUUGGCUUCAGAGGCUGGUGGGAAUGUAGAAACAACAGUACCCGGGAAAUUAACCUAUCAUCAUGAUGUUGCUCAUAUUGGCUAUACUGAUCUGCCUAGUCGACUGCCUGGUCAAUCAUCGACAUUAUUUUCUAAUAAUGUAGCCAAUUACCUCCUGUCUAUGACUCCACCCGAUGCCAAAGAUAGGUUUUAUAUUAACUUGGAAGAUGAUGUCAUCCGGGACAGUAUUGUAUUGCAUAAUGGAAAACUCAUGUGGCCACCGCCUGCUCGACCGCAACCAGCACCUGUGAAACGUGAACAGCAGCCAGCUAAAGCAGUCGAGAGUGUUACACCACAACCAAAUGAUCCAUCAGUAAUUUUAAGAAGAAAACUACGUUCUGUCAUCUCUACUUCGGUUGGUUUGACUGGUUUAGUUGGAGUGGGAUUGUAUUCACCUUCACCAGCGUUUACUACAAUGCUGACAACAUUUGGUCUUUCAGGUAUUGUAGGUUAUCAUACAGUUUGGGGUGUCACUCCAGCUCUUCAUUCCCCGUUGAUGUCUGUGACAAAUGCUGUAUCUGGAAUUACAGCCGUCGGAGGUCUACUUCUAAUGGGUGGUGGUUUAUAUCCAUCCACCUUACCUGAAGGAUUGGCAGCAUCAGCAACUCUUCUGUCCGCUAUCAAUAUUGGCGGUGGCUUUGUCGUUACUCAAAGAAUGCUUGACAUGUUUAAACGUCCUACUGAUCCACCUGAAUACAAUUAUUUAUUCACUAUUCCUGCUGUCGCCCUACUCGGCACCUAUGGAUAUGCUGCACUGACUAUGCCCUCAGCAAUAUUGGAUGAUAUGCAUGAAACUACCUAUUUGGCGUCUUCGCUAUGUUGUAUUGGAGCGUUGACUGCUUUAUCUAGUCAAAAACUUUGUCGUGUUGGUAAUGCAAUAGGCGUGAUUGGUGUUACAGGUGGACUGAUGACCACUCUAGGAUUAAUCCAGCCAAAUCCAGAAUUGCUCACUCAAAUGGCAGCUUGCUUAGCUGGCGGUUCGCUGAUUGGUGCUGUCGCCGCUAAACGAAUACAAGUCACAGAUUUACCACAAAUGGUUGCCUUAUUCCACAGCCUUGUUGGUGCUGCUGCUGUACUCACAUGUAUUGCAAAUUAUAUGAUUGAAGCUCCACAUCUACUGCUAAUUCCAGAAUCCUAUGGUGCUCUACAGCUGAUGAAGACUGUUGCUUAUUUAGGCACAUAUAUUGGUGGCAUUACACUAACUGGAUCAUUAAUAGCCUUUGGUAAACUACAAGGCUUAUUACAUUCAACUCCCCUGUUAUUACCAAUGCGAAAUGCACUGAAUGCUAGUUUAGCAACAUUAUCCGCUGGUUGUCUGAUUGGUCUACUGUCACUUGGUCCUGAAGCAGUCGGACCUGGACUCGCUCUGCUUAUUGGUGGGGCUGGUAUAGCUGGUGGUAUAUCUGGGCUGACUUUGACAGCUGCUAUUGGAGGUGCUGAUAUGCCUGUUGUAAUUACAGUGUUGAAUAGUUAUUCUGGCUGGGCAUUAUGCGCUGAAGGUUUCAUGUUGAAUAAUAGUUUAAUGACUGUAGUCGGUGCUUUAAUUGGAUCAUCUGGUGCUAUUCUAUCAUAUAUUAUGUGUAAAGCAAUGAAUCGCUCUUUACCGAAUGUUAUCCUUGGCGGUUAUGGGACUAGUUCAUAUUCUGGUGGAAAAGCAAUUGCAAUUACAGGUACUCAUCGAGAAACAGAUAUACCAACAGUUGUUAGUUACCUUGAAAAUUAUAAAGAUAUUAUUAUCACACCCGGUUAUGGUCUAUGCGUAGCCAAAGGACAAUAUCCGUUAGCUGAACUAGCUAAAGAAUUAAUUAAACAAGGGAAACGUGUACGAUUUGCUAUACAUCCUGUUGCAGGACGUAUGCCUGGACAGCUGAAUGUUCUGUUAGCUGAAGCUGGUGUACCAUAUGAUAUUGUCUAUGAAAUGGAUGAGAUCAAUGAUGAUUUUCCCAAGACAGAUCUAGUUCUAGUUAUUGGAGCUAAUGAUACAGUGAAUUCAGCUGCUGAGGAAGAUCCAAAUUCAAUUAUAGCUGGUAUGCCUGUUCUACGUGUAUGGUUAGCUAAGAAGGUGAUCGUGGUGAAACGAACCCUGGGAGUUGGUUAUGCUGCUGUCGAUAAUCCUGUCUUCUUCAAAGAAAAUACUGAUAUGCUACUGGGUGAUGCUAAAACUAUUUGUGAUGGUCUGCUAAAUGCAUUUAAAAAGUAG
Messenger RNA from Trichobilharzia szidati, 2640 nucleotides. Lineage: Eukaryota; Metazoa; Platyhelminthes; Trematoda; Strigeidida; Schistosomatidae. The record is from the annotation of a GenBank genome assembly.